UUAAAAGCGCGGGUCGGCGAUGAUCGAGAGAAGGCAGGCAUACGUGGAAGUGGGUGUGACUACCGACUCCUAGUUGGUUUGGAGUAGAUCUGUGGAGUAGCUGGGAGUAGCGCAUUCACCGUUGGAACGGAAGCUUGCACAAGUUCGAGAUAAAAGCAACAAAAUGUCUCAGCAACAAUACUAUCCUUUCAAGUGUACACCUACGGUGUACCCAGCAGAACCCUUCGAUCCCGUUGCAGAUGCAGCAAUUCUGCGAAAGGCAAUGAAGGGUUUUGGUACUGAUGAAAAAGCAAUCAUCGAUGUGCUGACUAAGAGAGGAAUAGUUCAGCGUCUAGAAAUUGCAGAGGCUUUUAAAACUCAAUACGGAAAGGAUUUGGUCAGUGAUUUGAAGGGUGAGCUCACCGGGAAGCUCGAGGACGUCAUCGUCGCUCUUAUGACUCCACUUCCCCAUUACUAUGCCAAAGAACUUCAUGACGCUGUUGCUGGACUUGGUACCGAUGAGGAAGCGAUCAUAGAGAUCCUGUGCACGCUAAGCAACUAUGGAAUCAGAACCAUUGCUGCCUUCUAUGAAAAUUUAUACGGCCAUACUUUGGAAAGCGACUUGAAGGGUGAUACCUCAGGACAUUUCAAAAGAUUGCUGGUUUCUUUAUGCCAAGCCAAUCGAGAUGAAAACCAGGAAGUCGAUGUGAGACAAGCCCAAGCUGAUGCCAAUGCUCUUUAUGAAGCUGGUGAAAAACAAUGGGGCACUGAUGAAUCACAAUUCAAUGCUAUCUUGAUUUCUCGCAGCUACCAACAACUGCGACAAACUUUCCUUGAGUAUGAAAAAUUGUCUGGUCAUGAUAUUGAAGUUUCUAUUAAGAAGGAAUUCUCUGGCAGUAUUGAAAAAGGACUUCUGGGCAUUGUAAAGUGUGUCAAGUCAAAGGUGGGGUUCUUCGCCGAACGCCUGUAUGCCAGUAUGCAUGGUAUUGGAACUAAGGAUCGCACUCUGAUCCGUAUAAUCGUUUCACGCAGUGAAAUUGACCUUGGAGAUAUUAAGAAAGCAUUUGAGGACCGUUAUGGAAAAUCACUUGAAAGUUGGAUUGCCGGAGAUACGUCUGGCGAUUACAAGAAGGCUCUGCUCUCUCUAGUUUCCACAUAAAUGUGAUGAAAAUUGAAAACGUUGCCUAGCUUUUAAUAUGUUCACUAUCAUUCGACUUGAACCAGUCAAAAUCUGCCGCUUUGAUAAUAACAUUGACUUCCACCCAGUGUUAUAGACACAUGUAAGGUUAAUUGCCAAAUUGAAGCUAAUCUCUCAAACUGGCUGGUCAAGCAAAGCUCAGUAGUUUCCAGAAUAAAAUAUUUUUUACGCAAUUUACAGUUUUCGAAAUUGUAAAUCACUUUGAAUGUACAUUUCAUCACGCCAAUAUUUAUAAAAACAAAAAUAAGAAGCGUGCUGCUUUGAUGUUGCAUAAGUGUCGUAAGAUAGUAUUGAAGAUUUAUAAAAAGUAAAAUAUUAUAGAGAUUAGAGUCUUUAUUUCCAGGUAUGUGGUAAACAUCUUUAACCUACUGCAAUUGCUAAUAAAUCUAAGCUAAUCGGCCUUGGAUAUGCAAAUUUCAGGAAGGAACAGAAUUUUCUUUCCUAUUUUAAAAUCUUAUAAGAUUUAUCUCUAGAAUUAUUAUUUACACGUGCACGAAUUAUUAAUGUGUAAUUGUAUUCUCUAUUCUAUAUCUUUUUCAUCUCUUUAUAGACGUUAAGUUUCAAGACAUUAUUUACGCUUGUAUCGAAUCUCUAUACAUGUAUGUCACAAUAUACAUAUAUCUCUCUUUUCCAAUAUAGAUGCUAUUAAUGUGAAGUGAAGGUUGUAUGAUCAGAGCAGCAAUCUUCUGUUGUUAUAUAGAAUAUAAUUAAAUUUAUAACGAACAAUUAAAUAAAGUAUCAUUCCAUACGAAUUAUAAGAAAUAUGCAUUAACUUUGGCAAUAAGUUUUCAAGUACUUGUCAUAUUCUAAAUAUAACUUAAUAUGUAUCAUUUAUAUAUCAGUAUCAUAGAUUCAAGUACCCUGAAAACAUUCCUUUGUGAAAUUUGUUGCCUUCUGAUGUAUAACUAUUCAUUGCCUUGUAGACAAUAUGUGCAUUUAAUAUUCCAGAAGCUAAUGAAAAAUAUGUAUGUUAGGUUUAUACAAUUUUUUUCUGACGCACAAACUUCUUACUGAAAUAUAAUUCCAGGCAAAUGUAGAUAAAUUUUUCCCACACAUACACACAUUAAUAUAAAAAUAAGUUAUGUACCUAUUUACUGUGUUUUUGAGAGCUAUUUACAAUAUUUUAUAUGGAUAUUAUAUUUUGCAAAUGUGAAAUUAUUUUUGCUUUCAUUGCUUUUGCCAUUACUUCCUUAAAAAAAAAUUUAUUUCGAGAGCAUUUCACUGUCAAUGUACAAUCUAUAGAACUAAAUAAAUGAAGUUUGAGUA
Molecule: messenger RNA, 2443 nt
Organism: Neodiprion virginianus
Lineage: Eukaryota; Metazoa; Arthropoda; Insecta; Hymenoptera; Diprionidae
Product: annexin B9-like
Exons: 7
Coding region: 164-1138 (324 amino acids)
Cellular component (GO): cytoplasm
Molecular function (GO): calcium-dependent phospholipid binding; calcium ion binding
Source: RefSeq, a predicted model, not a curated record